Molecule: messenger RNA, 958 nt
Organism: Brachypodium distachyon (stiff brome)
Lineage: Eukaryota; Viridiplantae; Streptophyta; Magnoliopsida; Poales; Poaceae
Exons: 4
Coding region: 154-696 (180 amino acids)
Source: RefSeq, a predicted model, not a curated record
GGAUAGUCCGGACAAGCGGUUCGCGUCUUCGUCCUUUUUUCCCCUUCCCUUCCGGAGUUGGAGAUCGAGUCGGGGUCGGGGGCGGCGGAAGGCGAGCGAGGAACCCUAACCUAUUAAAGGACUACACCGCGCGGAUCCGCAAGGAGACGGUUGAUGGCGGCGCUUCGAUUCGCCGCGAGGAGGCUCGUCGGUGGCCGCACGCCGGCGGCUGUUGAAGAGGCGCAACGCCGGCUCUUGCCAAGGCUCUUCCACGAACCGACUAGAUCGACUUCCUCCACUGCUGCAAACACCAAUGUGCCCAAGGGUCUCGCCGGUGACGAGCAUGAAAGACGUUUGAAACUGUUAGCGGAGAUCCAUUACAGGGGCGAGGAGCUGUAUGAUAUGAUCUCGGAGGCAAACAACAUCUACAACAUUCCUGGCAGGUUAGGCAGGGAAAUGCGUCUGCUACGCCAGGAUCUUUCUAUCCAGAUCGAUCCUAGACCCAAUGACAGUAAAUGGCGGGCGUUACGGAAGAUAAAGAAUUUCGAACAUUAUGGUGGAUUUGCGGCGACGAUAUUCUCUGGCUAUGUGCUCUUCAGUAUGCUCACGGGUUCGAUUGUUCGGUUGAAUCCAGAAGAGAAGGAGUGGAUCCGGGAGAAAAGAAUCAAGCAACCAAGGGGAGUGAAGUCCAUAUCAUUUCUGAGGGAGAAACAAUGAUAGCUGAGACGGUCUAGCCAUGUCUGUUUAUGGGCGGUUCUCAUGGUCUUGUUGAAGUACCAAGUUAACUUACGUUAUGCUAUCAAUUCUGGUGUCUCCCUGUUUUAUGUUUGUGAAGAGUUUGAAUUAUGUACCCAUGUGUGCUCAUUCGGUCUCACUCUGAUCCUGAAUUGACGUAAACGGUCUUGUUUAUACACCCCAUUGACGGAGCACGUUGCUGUGCUGGUCAAUUACUCCAAUAGAAUGAUGAACAUGUAUGUAA